Colletotrichum lupini is the source of this 423-nucleotide messenger RNA. Its product is annotated as salicylate 1-monooxygenase SalA. Bases 1 to 423 code for a protein of 140 amino acids. The record is from RefSeq and is a predicted model, not a curated record. NCBI's taxonomy places the organism in Eukaryota, Fungi, Ascomycota, Sordariomycetes, Glomerellales, Glomerellaceae. The transcript has a single exon. Gene Ontology annotation, biological process: secondary metabolite biosynthetic process.
AUGUCCGAUUCCAACGAGAAUUUCGAAAUUGCCAUCGUCGGUGGUGGAAUUGUAGGUCUCAUCACAGCGCUGGGCUUACUAAAGCGGAAUAUUCCUGUCAAGAUAUACGAACAGUCCCGCUCCUUCCGCGAGAUCGGUGCCGGAAUUGGCUUCACUGCCAAUGCCAGAAAGUGCAUGGCCCUACUAAAUCCAUUCAUCGAGGAGGCCGUCAACGCCGUAGCCACACACAACGGUGAGAACGAAGACGAGCCCGAUGAGUGCCUCCGUUUCAACGAUGGAUAUAACUGGGAUGAGAAUCGCCCUGGCGAAGAAGAUAUGCCUCUGUAUAACCUCGACACUGGGCAUGAGGGAUUCAUUGGCUGUCAUCGGGCUCAUCUUGUCACGAGUUAUGGCACGCAGCAAUGGGCAUACGGAGUGUGGUAA